UUAAGAUAACAAAUGUCAGGCAGCAACAAGAAUCAGCACUCUGUUGAUGAUGAUGCCUGUGCAUCAGAGUCGACUAAUGAGAAAGUUUCAGGAGAAAAUGGGAGUGAAAGUAACUUGCGAAAAAUAUUAAAUGAAACAGUAGAAAUGUGCUUUGAGCAAGAAGCAGCAAAUGGUGCUGGAAUAGGGGCAGGUUCCCCAGCUUCCAAUUCCCUAAAUAAUGACUCGGACGUUGAAGAAGAAAACAAAGACUUAGCGAAUGAGAAGGGGGCCUACGAAGAAACAGUUCAGUGCACUAAUGCUAGAGCGGGCGAAAUUGCGUUGGACCAUCCUAUGGCACCAAUAAAACACACAGCUCAGAAACAAGCCUACAUAGCAGAUGAAGAAAGACCUAUAAUUGACGUGUCUAAUCAGUUCCUGAUAAAUUCUUCGAACAGUUUAGAGGCCUGCCACAGUAAAAAUUCAAAUAACGCAGAAGACCUAGUUAACAGCGCUGAAGAUUUAGCAAUCGAAUGCGUACUCGAGGACAGUUCCAUAGACGCAGCUGUGGUAGAAGGAAUGAAGAUAAAUGAAACUUUUGCAGCAAGUUCCAGCUGGUCAAAACAGCGCACCAAUUUCAUUGAAGACAUACACCGCGAGUUUAUGGCACCAACGGCUUCAACACUUGAACGAGAGAUUUUAUUGAGAAUUGAGAUUGGCGACAAACGAGCCAAAAUCCUGCAAUUGCCUAGUCAAACUAUGCCAGCUAGUCCAAGUCAUUAUGAAAAGGAAAUUGUAGGCGACGAUGCCGCGAAAACCGCAGUAGAUAUUCUUUGCGAAUGUGGCCAACCGAGUAUGACUGGAGAAGCUGUUCCGGUCGUCACUUCUUUUAAUCUAGCAACAGAUGCUAAAACGGAGAAGAACGAUCUUAAUAAAUCCACGCCAGAACUGCAGUCAAAUAACCCGAAAAUUAAUCUAGGAAGACGCAAGGCUCGUCCUAGUUUAAUACCAAAACUGUCCAGUGCUUUUCGAAGUGAAAAAUUACACUAUCUAAAUAAAACUCAAAGAAAUAACUCUUUGAUAUCCGCGUCACAUGAUGAGACUGAAGCGGGCAAUAAAAAUCAGCUUCGAAACAUUUGUUUCCACCCAGAGGAACGAGUAAAACAAGUAACUCUGCCCAAAAUCAAUAAAGAUGAACAAGAGCAGCAGGACGAACAGUGUUCAUUAAAUGUGCACAAUGAGCUCGCAAAUAAACAGACACAUUAUAGAAAACUAUCCAGAGAGUUUUCCAAAUAUAUUUCAAGAUUGGCCGAAGAGGUAUCGAACUUGUCUGAAAUGAUUGACCCGAACAUUCAACUGGCUGCAGUUGAUGAUUUAUAUCAGCGUAUUAUAGUUUUGAAAAAAAUCGGCGAUGAAUUGAAAGCUUUUAAUAACAGAGUCGAAACAGAGCCUGUAACUCCCAAGAAGAAAGAGGCUUCAAAGAGCCUCGAAUCGAACAGUAAAAACAAAGAGAACAACCGCAUACACAUAAAAUUUUUACAAACCAAAAGUGCAGUUAAGAACAAGAAAUUUAACAACAGUUUACAAACUGAACCAGAUACAGCUGUUGAAAAAUCGCCAGAGCAACAAGUACAGAAAAUGCAAAUAAAUACCGAUGUUGAAGCAAAAGAAGUAGAUUCAAUGGACGGAAUGUUCAUUCCUUCAUUUGAUGAACCACCUAAAGUUGAAGACGAUGAAGACGAAGACGGAUUGGAUAUCACCAUAACUUUUCCGGAAUUGCAAAAAGCUUUCAAUGAAAAUGAAUCGCAUUUAUCGGCGUGUUUCUCCAGCAUAUCAGCCGAAGCUUUAGGGCACUUGAAGCGAUGCCCCAAAGAGUUUACUUGGCGCAUGGAUUUUAUCCAAGGAGAAAUGUUCUUUCAGUCUGGAAAAUCCCCGGCAAACAACUACGCCAUUGGUCCAGAUUUGAAAAUUACUGAAUGUGCUCUCGAUGGUAAACAAUCGGAUAUAAUCAGUAUAAAAUCACCAACUGAAUGCGUAUACGCAUCUCAGAUUAUUCCUGUGGGAGGUGCAAUACAAAAGGAGUCGCUCAAAAUAUUGAAAUCUACCGAUUCCGAACUAUUCAAAGUAGUCGGAUUGUCUGAUGUGUCUAAAAGAGGAAGUUCAGCGGCAACUAAAUCAUGCAUAACUUUCAGAAAUCGUAAGCGAUUCUCGAGUGAAUCGUCUUUUGCUGGUCGAGCGUUGUGUAAAAGCAUGCCACAAAUUCCGAGUUUAAUUAGAAUUUUGGAAGAACCUGAUUUGGAAUCAGUAGUAAGCGGCAUCAGAACAGCCAUAAUCAAUACGGAACAGAAACCACGGGAUCGCAUUCUGCAAAAGAAAAGGAACAAUUCCAGCCAGAAUAUUGUAUGACGUACCCUAAAAAUUGCCCCAGAUUAAUUGAAUUAAUAACUAUGUUUUCAUUAAUACAAUUGAAUUUAUAAACCACAGACAAAAAAGUUAGUUUUCAUAUUGAAUGAUAGUUGAAAUAUAGUAAUUUAGGCCUGGGUAUGUCAAUGAAUUUUUAAGAGUUGGCGCAGUACCAAGCGGAAUGGAUUGGGGUGCCAACUCAACGCACCGGCGCAGUAGCGCACCGGUGUAGUCACCUACUUGGUAUAAAAUGUUACUUGUAAAAAAUGUCGUCUUUUUUUACGUGUUAAAAAUGACAUAUUGCUAAACUGGAAAAAAGUUAGCCGUACAAAAUGUGGUGAUUUGUUAUGGCCUCGUACAGCUUUAACCCUGGGUUGGUUGAAAUGCUGAGUUAUAACUCAUUAACUCAUAAAGCGAUUCGACAUUCGACACACAGGCCCUCGCAGAAUAAUAGAUAUUCCUUUUACUAACAACUUUUUUUAGUGGUGUUUCUUGCGCAAAUGCGGUAUUAUAGUGUUAUGAAAAAGUAGGGAAAAUUAAUUAGUGAUAACUAAUAUUUCCACAAGAAACACCACUAAGGAAAGCGGUUACCAUAUAUUUUUAACAUCGUACGCAGGGGCCCGAAUUUUCAAAAAAUUGCCUAAUUUUUUGAAUAGUAUUUUACAAUUUUCAAAAUUUUUUACUUAAAAUUUAAUUGUUUGAUUUAAAAAAUGCAUCUAUUGGAUCGAAUCUUAUUUAAACUCACCCAAGGCUAUUUCUAUGUAAUUUUUUGUCCUGCGAUCACUCUGUAUCUUCUAAAACCAGCAAAAAAACAGGUAACUCUUCAUAAUUGGCAAGAAAGCAAACUGUAAUGUUCGAUUGUCGAUCAUCAGUUCCCGCUGCAGACAAAUAGGUGGCGACCAAGCCACUAAAGCCAUUUACUCGAACAAAACAAUGUUGUUUAUAAUUGAUAUACUUGUUUAAUUCAACAUUGCUUGUUACUGCUGAAAUAGCUUUUCUUCAGAUAAUUCAAUAAAGUAUUCAACAUUU
Dendroctonus ponderosae (mountain pine beetle) is the source of this 3408-nucleotide messenger RNA. RefSeq lists its product as uncharacterized. Lineage: Eukaryota; Metazoa; Arthropoda; Insecta; Coleoptera; Curculionidae. The coding region runs from base 13 to 2382 and encodes 789 amino acids. The record is from RefSeq and is a predicted model, not a curated record. The transcript is spliced from 6 exons.